Messenger RNA from Stylophora pistillata, 1455 nucleotides. RefSeq lists its product as uncharacterized. Lineage: Eukaryota; Metazoa; Cnidaria; Anthozoa; Scleractinia; Pocilloporidae. The record is from RefSeq and is a predicted model, not a curated record.
UCUGAGCGACAAAUUCGUGACAAAUGCCUGAGAGGACAUCAUUACACGAAAUUAAUUUUUGAUGGGAAUUUUGUGGGUGAGAGCAGUCAAAAAGAGCAUUUACAGAAGGUUAAAACGUACUUUGAACAGGAAGUUAUCAGACCGGAUUUGGUCAGAAAGAGGGAUGGCGUUGUAUUCAACCUCUGCCAAUAAGGAACAACCCUUCCUUCCAUUAAUAGAUAAUAAACAAGAGCACGGACAUGGCGCAGAAAUGCACGUUAACGCAGAGGACUUGAAUCGACGAGGAGAAUUUGCUGAGGACAUGAAUGAGUCGCCCAAGACAACCGCGAGGAAAUAUUCAUCAUCAAACAAAAAUUCUCAAACAAAAGACAUGGUAAAAAAUGGACGAGGUAAAGCGAUCAAAACUAGGACAAACAAAAAACGAGGAACUCAUUUCCAUUUGCCCCCAUUAUCUUUGAAGCCAGCCGAAAACGUUAAGCCGGUGGAGAGAUGGACUGCUGCAUUAGGUUUACGGGAGAACUUUGAGAUUCCUCGCGGUUUCUUGAAUAAACUGUCCGACGAGGUGCUUAGAAUCGAUCGACUUUUGAGAGAAGAAGCUAUGUUACAGCAGAUUAGAGAAACGAGGAUACUAUCUAGGCAACUGAGCGAGUCUACGGACAAGCAAAAACUCUCUUCUUUUGGACUUUCAUCGCAACAUAUUGCGCGACCAAAAUUCUCCUACUUUCCUUCGUUAACAGAGUCAUCCAUUGAGCGCCCGGGGUCCUUGAAGCCGUGUCGAUCACCAGAAAAUAAAAAUCGAGAGCUAAUGAAUCAACAGGAACUUGAGAUUCAAAGGAAAAUGAAAGGGUUUAAACAUCGUCAUUCGCAUCUCAAACAUAAAACAAAAUUACGAUAACGGAACUAAGUGCAUUCGUCAAGGAAAAAAGGUCACAGUUGUCUCUGUUGGUUUUCCUGGGAACGAACAGUUUACAGGAUCUCGGUUGUUUACUCGUAGUUGUUUUCUGUUUGGAUCUAUAUUGAGUCUGGAAACUCGAACAUUUUCAAUACCAGGAAAGAUAACCAAAAUAGUUUUUAAUUUGCAUUUCUAAGUUAUCAAAUAUUAAACGUCUUCAAAGCGACAAAUAAACUUUUAAACUUUAUUGCAAUGAAUUCACAGAGCAUCAGCAAGUGAGAAAACGUCCUCAGUCACCGCGCUUCACACUGAACGAACACAUCGGUCAAACAUCAACGCAUGUGCGAAUGUUUCAAUGUGUGCUUUCAAGUAAGCUUUUAGGGCCUGGCUAAACUAGGAAACUUUGUUGCGGAAACAUUGUUUCCUGUUAUGUUUCCCGGGGUGGCUAAAUUAGCGCGAAAUAAACAAAAUGUUUUGCUGCCCCAGAGGCUAAACGAGAAAACAUUGCUUCGAAAAACAAAUGAGCUACGCAUGCGCAUAUGAAUAAACUGACUUGGAGGAAG